This is a messenger RNA of Plasmodium yoelii, 903 nucleotides long. RefSeq names its product fam-a protein. The record is from RefSeq and is a predicted model, not a curated record. The transcript is spliced from 6 exons. Bases 1 to 903 code for a protein of 300 amino acids. NCBI's taxonomy places the organism in Eukaryota, Apicomplexa, Aconoidasida, Haemosporida, Plasmodiidae.
AUGAGUAAAGGAUAUAUUAAAAUAAUUUUUUCUCUUUUGAUCUCAUCCGUAUAUAUGAGCAAUAAAGCCCUUGCAAGUGAGGUUGAUUCAAAUAUUGAAGCUUUACAAACAUUGAUUCAAUUAUAUAGCACAAGGUUUAGUUUCCUCAAUGAUUAUUUAAAAGAAACACCCGAACAACCCUCCUUCGACGUAUGUAUGGAUCCUAAAGAAACUAAAGAAGCAGAAAAUUUUAUGAAUGAAGCUGAACUCUUAUUACAACAGCAUGCUGCAAAUACGGAUGAUUACAAAUUGUAUCGUAAACACGAUGAGGAUUCAAUUGAAUAUUCUAAGAAACAAGGAAAUACAACCAUUUAUAAAUUUAAUCAUAAAGUCAAAAAUCCCGAUAAGUAUAAUUAUAUAAUAAGCAUGCUAUGGAAUUCAAAUACCAAAUAUUUUGGUGAUAAAAUUGUUAAAGAAAAAGUUGUACGUGCAUACUCUCCAAAUUUAAGGAUGAUCCAACACCGUUACAAAAAUGAUGAUAUAUCGUUCCAUGGAUAUUACUAUGCUUUAGCCAAAAAAGUUCAAGUAUCAGACGACACAACUAUAAUUGUCUAUGCGUCAUCAGAUAUAAAUGACUACAACCUUGGUGAUGAAACAAAAUAUAAAAACACUAUUGUAGAAAGUGCAAACUUAUUCAGACCAACAAUUAAUUCAGAAUAUGAUGUCAUAAGUGGAGAAUUGACAAAAAUGUUUGUUAACUUAUCUGGAUUUAUAAUUCAAAAAAAAAGCGAUUGCGUUGAUAUCACCUAUCUCAACUCUAUGAAUAUUAAUACCGCUAUUUUUGAAGAUUUAUUAAUUAGAAUAAUUCAUUCAUCAGAAAUACUAAAUAUUCUGAGAUCAACCGCCAUAAUUUCCAAGAAAUAA